This is a messenger RNA of Parnassius apollo (apollo), 6933 nucleotides long. The record is from the annotation of a GenBank genome assembly. Lineage: Eukaryota; Metazoa; Arthropoda; Insecta; Lepidoptera; Papilionidae.
AUGGUACCGACACCUCAAGAACCAGAAGUAAUUCGGCACGAGAGAGAGGAGUACCUCAAAUCCGGAGAAAGAGUUGUUAUUUCCGGGAUGUCGGGUCUCUUUCCCGAUUCCAACCAUGUGAAGAAUCUUGCUGACAUUUUGUAUAGCAAGAAAAAUCCUGUUUCAUUGAAUCCACGGUGGAAUUGCAAUCACCCUGAAGUCGCGCAAUAUGCUGGUCGUAUACCAGAUUUGGAACUGUUUGAUGCCCAGUUCUUCAAGGUGCACCAUCGUCUAGGAAAUAAAAUGGACCCGAUAGCUCGCAAGGUUCUAGAACAAGCAUACCAAGCAAUAUACGAUGCAGGCGUAAACCCGGAACAUUUUUCGGGAAAGAAAGUUGGAGUGUACAUAGGCACUUGUUUUUCUGAAUCUGAGAAGAUUUGUUGCUACAAAUCAAACGCUUCAAAUGGGUUCGGUAUUGUUGGAUGCAAUAAAUCAAUGUUCGCAAAUCGUAUAUCCUACUGCCUGAAUGUCAAGGGGCCAUCGAUGUCUAUCGACUCAUCUUGCUGCAGUUCUAUAAUGGCUCUGGAACUAGCUUACCUCGCAAUGACUCGUGGAGAUUGUGAGGCAGCCAUUGUUGGCGGUGGAAAUGUUUGUUUGCAUCCUCAGUCGUCGGUGCAUUCUGGAAGGACCAUGACCAUUAGUAUGGAUGGAAAAACCAAAUCUUUCGACGAAAAUGGAUCUGGUUGUGCAAAAACUGAAGCUAUUAAUGUUUUGUUUCUCCAAAAGGCUAAGGAUGCUAAGCGAAUCUACGCCGAUGUUGUCCACGUAAAGUGCGAGUACCAACAACUUAUGGAAGGCAAAACAGGUCCAAAAUUUGGAUUCUGUCGUGAUCCUAUAAAAUUGUCCGAAUUUUUAACAAACUUUUAUAAAGAAGCAAAAGUUCCACCUCAGGCUGUUGAAUACGUUGAAGCUUUUGGUUCAGCUUUACCCGAGGCUGAUAAAAAUGAGUUAGAUUCAAUAGAUGCUGUAUUUUGCAACGAUAGAAAGAAACAACUACUUGUCGGUAGUGUUAUGUCUAAUAUUGGUUAUGGUGAAGCUGCAUCUGGAAUUUCUGCCGUUAUAAAGGUUCUUCUGGGGUACCACAAAGGCGAGUUGGCGGCAAACCUAUACUGUGAAACGCCAAGACGAGACGUCGAGGCGUUGCGUGAAGGACGCAUGCGCAUCGUUACUGAGCAUCAACCAUUUAAUCGUACUUAUACUGCCGUUAAUGGCUUAUCUAUUACUGGAAUCAAUUCCCAUACUCUCUUACAUGGUCAUUAUAAACCUAAGGAUUUAUCUCGAUACAAGUCUAACAUACCGCACUUAGUUACAAUUUCUGCGCGACAAGAUUCAUCGGUUAAGAAAAUUCUAGACGAUUUAAAAUCCCGACCCAUCGAUCCCGAAGAGCUUGCAUUAUUGCACAACAUUCAUCAGUUAAAAAUUUCUGCUCAUAUGGGCAGGGGAUUUACUAUAUUAGAUACCAAUGCAGACCAGCAGACAGUUAGCCUAUGUGAAAAAGUGGAUUAUUUUGACAACGCAAAAAGACCUCUGUGGUUCGUUUACAGUGGAAUGGGAUCACAGUGGGCUGGCAUGGGCGCCCAACUAAUGCGUAUUCCAAUAUUUGCUGCUGCUAUUGAACGAUGCCGUAGAGUUUUGGAGCCGAAAGGUGUUGACAUUGUACAUAUUAUCACUUCACCCGAUAAAUCUACUUUCGACAACAUUCUAAACUCUUUCGUCGGAAUAGCGGCCAUUCAAAUUGGACUUACUGACAUUCUAUUCGAGCUGGAACUAGUGCCAGAUAAAAUAAUCGGUCACAGCGUUGGUGAAUUGGGAUGUGCGUACGCGGAUGGAUGUUUCACUGCAGAAGAGAUGAUACUUGCUGCUUAUUAUCGUGGGCUUGUAUCAGUGCAAACUCCAUUUAUUCGUGGUUCCAUGGCGGCAGUUGGCAUUGGAUAUCAAGAGAUAUCGAAGAUGUGCCCUCCUGGUAUUGAGGUUGCAUGCCAUAAUGGACCAGAUUCCAGUACAAUUUCAGGCCCUGCAAAUGUAAUGAGGGAAUUCGUAGCUCAAUUAACUGCUAAAAAGAUAUUUGCAAAGGAGGUGCCAUGUUCAAAUAUUGCUUAUCAUUCACGGUACAUUGCAGAAGCGGGCCCCGGACUACUGAAAUAUUUAAGUGAAGUCAUCAAAUCGCCUAAGCUCCGUAGCGAAAAAUGGGUAUCGACUUCAGUCCCGCAAGAAAAAUGGAAUGAGCCCAUGGCUAAAUAUUCUUCUGCAGAAUAUCACACCAACAAUCUGCUUAAUUCCGUGCUGUUCGAAGAAACUUCUAGAUUGAUACCACCCGAUGCGGUGCUUGUGGAAAUAGCACCACAUGGUUUACUUCAAGCGAUUCUGAAGCGGUCUUUAGCAGACACUUGUCGACACAUUCCACUUACUCGUCGAGGACAUACUGAUAACGUGCAGUACUUAUUAGAAUCUAUUGGAAAAUUAUUCAUGGAAGGAUACAAUCCUAAAGUGCAAGCGCUUUAUCCUAAGAUCGAAUUUCCCGUGUCAACUGGAACUCCAUUGUUAUCUCAUCUGGUGGAAUGGGCUCAUCAUGAAAAGUGGAGUUUACCACUCUACGUGUCAGCAAAUCGAAAAUUUACAGCAUCGUGUAAAUUCGUCUAUUCGAUACAUGAUGUAGAAAAUAACUAUUUGACUGGAAACGUUUUACGAGGAAAGAAUACCUUCCCGUUCGCAGCUGCAUUAAUUGCAGUUUGGGAUGUACUGGCGAUGACUAUCGGGGAACCCAAAAAACAAUUGUCAGUUCAAUACCACGACGUGAAACUUUAUUCCCAGCCUAAUCUUCAUUAUCAACGUCAGUUACGACUUUUGGUAUCCUUUCUAAGAGGUACAGGGUAUUUCGAGGUCAUGGACGAUUAUUCUAAGAUUGCAACGGAACUUAAUUUAAAAUCGGACGACAUUUAUCAAUUGCUACACAACAGAGAUUACGAUUAUAGCGGACAGUUCAAAAGCGUUCACAGCGCUAAUAAAUCUCUUACGGAAGCGAAAAUAUAUUGGCGCAACAACUGGGUAACAUUCCUUGAUGGUAUGCUGCAAUUAAAUGCUCUGAAGCGACCUCAUCACUCUGUGUCUCAACCAACAAACAUUAGAAAUAUUACAAUUGAUAUCAAAAGACACGUCAAUAAUCAAGAAAUAUCAGUGGGCGAUGAAAAAGUCAUGACUGCUAAUGUUUUUGAGACAUAUAAUAGCAUCAGAUGCGGAGGUGUCGCAAUAGAGGAUGUUAAAUUCCGCGAUUUACCACCAUUAGAAAAGGAAACGGAUUUGAUGACUUUGAAAUUUGUCCCAUACUUCCAACAAGAUAAAACUGAUUACGAAACAGCCAUGUUGGUAUAUUUGCAAAUCGUUGCAGAAAAUUUGAAUAAGAAUGUUAUUAGUAUACUAGAAUUGUGUGAUCAGAAAUGUGAUGAAGGUCAUUUUCGGAACCUUAAUGAUGUUUUUAAGAACGUACCUUUUAUAGAGGUCCAGCACAAAAUGAUUUAUAGAAAUAAUGUUUUAGACGAACGAGCCAACUUCUUAACAGAUGUUGAUUUAUUGCUAGUUACAGAUUUAUCAAAACAUGAUAAGUUAUGUCAAACUCUGUACCGCGUACUUUGUCGAGACACUUUCAUCUUAAACAAAGAAAAUUAUGCAAAGGAUUCGUUAUUCAAUAGACCGUCAGCACUUUAUCGUAUUGUAAGUGCACAGAAUACGAAAGAUGAGAGGCUUGAACUGGUACGCUGGAGACCUACAUCUAAUGCAGUCGCUACGAGUACCUUUACAGUGCGCUCUUCUUCAGAUCUUGCUAUAUUAUCUUCUACUCUACCAGCAUUUCCACAAAGACACAAGCUCCUUAUUAUUACAUCUUAUCCGCCUAUAGAUGGACUGAAAAAUCUUGUUCAGCAAUGGCGAAAGAAUCACAACCAAAUCUAUGUGAUUAUGAUAAAUUAUAGAAUUUCCGAAGAUCAAAACUUAGAUCAACUGCCCAAUUUGGAUUUGGCGUUCAAUGUGUUGGAUCAUGGACAAUGGGGUGGUCUGUUCUUCAUACCAUUACAGAAAAAAUUAUCUUCAACAUAUGACAUCACUCUUCAGAACUCUUGCAUCGGAGAUUUUAACUCUUUGUAUUGGGUUGAAAUGCCACGUAUUAACGGUUCUGGCGUGAAAGUAACCGUACAUUUUGCUGGAUUGAACGAUACUGAUGUUAAGAAAUGUGCUGGAAUAAUUCCAUGUAACAAUGACAGCAAUGAAAUUAAUUUCGGAAUGGACUUCAGUGGUGUAACUGAAAGCGGGGAACGUGUAAUGGGAUUAGUCACGGGUGGUGCUGUCAGUACACGUGUUCUGGCUCGUCCCGAUUUGUUAUGGCCCGUACCAGAGCAUUGGAGUCUCGACGAAGCAGCAACAGUACCUCUUGCGUACUGUUUAGCGUUCUACUGUCUUGGUAUAAAAUAUAAACUUUGUCCCGGUAUGACCGUACUUGUUCACGGAGGUGCCGGAGCGUUGGGACAAGCGGUAAUAUCGAUCGCUUUAGGCCUUGACUGCAAAGUCUUCACGACCGUCAGUGAUAUCAACAAAAAACGUUUUCUGCGUAAAUUGUUCCCGGUGUUAAAAGAUGACCAGAUAGGGAGUUCACGCGACUCAACAUUUGCAGACAUGGUAUUCACGUCAACGAAUGGAAACGGUUGCGACAUCGUCAUUAGCUGUAUUUCUGGUGAUCUUAAACACAUAUCCAUAAAAUGCGCUGCAUCGUAUGGUGUAACGAUCGAUACGGCGCAAAUUACAACCCGAGAUAACUUUUAUUUCGGAAUGCAUAGCAUGACUAAAGGGCGGUCGUACAUAGCUAUUCACUUCAUUCAGCUUUUUGAUCAAGAAUGUAAUGUGGAAUUAAGAAAAAUACAGUUGAUGGUGUCUGAGGGCAUUAAGCAUGGCUACGUACGUCCGUUAUCACGAGUCUUGUAUGCCCCCAUGGACGUUUCUCGUGCCUUCCGCCUGUUAGCCGCAAGUCAACACCGUGGACGUGCACUAAUCCAACUUCAAUCUAACAAUAAUACACAAGAUGGGCUUUUUCCAUACUUUAAACCUAGGUUGUCCUGCUCUUCAGAUUUAAGUCAAGUAAUAUUUUGCAACAAUGAAAAUUUAGGUUUACAGUUUGCAAAAAAAUUAGUUAAUCGUGGCGCUCGUAAAAUUUACUUGCACUCUUUAAAACAUUCUGAAUAUCUUGACUUUGAAAUCCGUUCACUGGUAAAACACGGUGUUCAAGUAAAGCUUACCAAUGAAAUAUUAAAAAGUGAAAACGAUAUUACAAACUUGUUAAAUGAUUGCAACAAUCUCGGCACCGUUGAAGGCAUUUACAUAGUAGGAACAAACGAAAUGUCUGAUGCUGGAUCAGAAAAUUUAGUUAGACUACUGGAUUUAGUUUCAAGAAAACUUUGUCCACGCAUUAAGCAUUUUGGAGUGCUCAGCAUUAAUGUGGACACUGGUCUUCAUGUCUGUAUCUCCAGAGCUCAAGAUAGGUUGCCAGUGACGUUAUUGAAAGUACCCGCCAUUAAAAAGGUGGGGUUAACUGAAGGUCCGCUUACUAAUGAAAUGAUAUCAGAAGUUGAUGCAAUCAACACUUUUGAACGUGCGUUGCGGUACCAUGAACCUGUAAUAUUUGCUCGAGUUCGCCCGAUGCAAUCUCAUACUCUUUUAGACAAAAUCGCAAAUGUAGCUGGGGUUGAAGUACCUACUGAUGUGGUGGAAACAGCUACUUUAUCAGAUUUAGACUUUCAAGUUGAUAGAUCUAAAAUGGUUUCUACAUACCUUAGUGAUAUUCAUAACAUUUCUAUAUCAGAAGAAGCGGUACCCAAAUUGACAAUUCAAAAAAUACGGGAAAUAGACGAAACGAUAAAUGAUAUGGAAUUUAAGGACACAAAGGGCUUAGAGACAUUUUAUUCCCAUGUCGACCGCGACGAACUACUUGUGACUACUGAAAUGGUGUUCUUGCCAACUCUUGCGAAUAGUUCUGCUAUGCGUGAUGACGAAUUUGAUGUUAGUCAGACGUACUUGUGUAUUAUACCUGGCUUGGAAGGACAUCAUGUACGUUUCCGUAUUCUGUGUGAACGCCUAAAGUUGCCUGCUAUAAUAUUGCAGCCGGGUCUUGAUCGCCCCGAUGAAACUAUAUCUAAUCUAGCUCAGCGAUAUGCCGAGAUACUAUUAAAGAAGGCUCCACUGAAAGAAAACUUUUAUUUAUUGGGUUAUGAAAGCGGAUCUUUAGUAGCAUUGGAAAUGGCUGCUAUUUUAGAAGAUCAUGGUUUAACCGGGACCGUGUUUUUCGUCGGUGAAUCUCCAGAAGAAGUCCAAAGCACUAUAAAGGAACGACUUAUGGAGUAUGACUCUGAUGAAGCAUUACAGAUUGCAGUCGCAAAACAUAUUGUCAAAUUAAUAGUAGGUGGUGGCACAGAUAAAUUAGAAAUUGCUCUAUGCCGUGUACCAACUUGGCAAGAAAAGGUUGAAGUAUGUCUUCGUUCCAUCUUAGGCAGAGUAUCACACUCUGUACAGUAUGCGCGGGAACUUAUAGAAUCUGCAUAUGGUAGAAUAAAGCAAGUGCUGUGCUACAACUUAAAAGUACAAGCGCUGCGUUCUAAAUUAGUAUUAAUACGAGCGGCAUCAUCCACAGGCAAUCCCGAAGCGCUUUCCUUGCAACGUCAUUCACAGCAACCUAUUAGUAUAUACCAAUUGCGUGCUCCUUUGGCCUAUACUACUGUGGAUUUACGUUGCUCCGCUGUCAUUAACAGCCAUCUAAAUACCGAGAUAUUGAAGGCGUUUGAAAAGAAAAAUCUCUGUGACUCUUACCUGUUUAAUGCCGAUGUGUUUAUGAAAAUGGAUGCAACUAUCACUUCUUAA